Coniosporium apollinis CBS 100218 is the source of this 897-nucleotide messenger RNA. RefSeq lists its product as uncharacterized. The transcript has a single exon. The record is from RefSeq and is a predicted model, not a curated record. Gene Ontology annotation, biological process: oxaloacetate metabolic process; L-glutamine metabolic process. NCBI's taxonomy places the organism in Eukaryota, Fungi, Ascomycota, Dothideomycetes. Gene Ontology annotation, molecular function: omega-amidase activity. Gene Ontology annotation, cellular component: mitochondrion. Bases 1 to 897 code for a protein of 298 amino acids.
AUGGCCAAACUACUGAAGCAACCCCUCAAGCUCGCCCUAAUUCAACUCUCCACCGGCGCCGACAAAGCCGCCAACCUCUCCCGCGCCCGCUCCAAAGUCCUCGAAGCCGUCCACCAGCACGGGGCCAAAAUCGUCGUGCUACCCGAAUGCUUCAACUCACCCUACGGCACCAAAUACUUCCCCAAAUAUGCCGAGACGCUUCUUCCCUCACCGCCUUCGAAAGACAAAUCGCCAACCUUCCACGCACUGAGCGAAUUGGCGAAGGAGGGGGGCUGCUACUUAGUGGGUGGCAGCAUACCAGAAUACGAGGAGAGCACCAAGAACCUGUACAACACGUCGCUCACCUUCUCGCCGACGGGCGAGCUGCUGGCCACGCACAGGAAAGUGCAUCUCUUCGACAUCGACAUCCCAGGCAAGAUCAGGUUCAAGGAGAGCGAGGUACUGAGCCCGGGAAACAAGCUUACCCUGGUUGAUAUCCCGGAAUACGGCAAGAUUGCGAUCGCGAUUUGCUACGACAUCCGCUUCCCGGAACUCGCGAUGAUUGCGGCGAGAAAGGGCGCGUUUUUGCUGCUGUACCCUGGCGCGUUCAACCUCACGACGGGCGCGUUGCAUUGGGAGUUGCAGGCCAGGGCGAGGGCGAUGGAUAAUCAGGUAUAUGUGGGGCUUUGCAGCCCGGCGAGAGACAUGGAGGCCGAGUACAAUGCGUGGGGGCAUAGUAUGGUUGUGGAUCCGAAUGCGGAGGUACUGGAGCAGCUGGACGAGAACGAGGGGAUUUUAGUGGCAGAGUUGAAGGAGGGGAGGAUCGAGGAGGUUAGGAAGGGAAUUCCGGUGUAUAGCCAGAGGAGGUUUGAUGUUUAUCCGGAUGUUAGUGAGGGGAAGAUUAGGUGGGAAGAGUGA